Micromonas commoda is the source of this 364-nucleotide messenger RNA. RefSeq lists its product with no specific name. The record is from RefSeq and is a predicted model, not a curated record. The transcript has a single exon. Lineage: Eukaryota; Viridiplantae; Chlorophyta; Mamiellophyceae; Mamiellales; Mamiellaceae. Bases 10 to 276 code for a protein of 88 amino acids.
GCGCCGUCGAUGUCCGUCUCCGACCUCGCCAAGCCGGUCCUGUCAUCGCACAGACGAGGAGCUCCAAUGCAGAUCGCGGAGAUCUCCGGGGGGCACAAGCACGCUCACGGUGCGGCGGUGGAGGUGCAGCCGGGGAAAGGAACGGUCGGCCUGCCGUCGCGCGCGGAGCUCGCGAACGCUCGAUUCGUCUCCGCCAUCGGCUUCCUCGUCGGGGGAGGGGCGCUGUGCUUCGCGUCCAUCUGGGCUUGGGAAGCGAAGUUCAACCGGAACUUCUGAAGGGCACGGAGGGACGGAAAUCCAUUUAUACCAACACGUAAAUAGUGUAGAAAGCAAGUUGUAAUGUCGGUUAGACGCUGUAUCUCGA